AUGGCACACUUCCAAAACCAAUAUGGUGCAGUUCCAGUAAGUCACAACCCAAUUCAGAAGGAAAUGGACACAGCCGGAGACACCACCGGAAUAGGCAGCAACGCACAUGUCGCGACGGAUCAUGACAUCACCGGACCCGCGAUGGUUAACACCGCCACCGGCAUCAGCGGCACCGAACAUGUUGCCACGAACGAUGAUAUCACUGGACCGGCGAUGGUUAACACCAACCCAACAACCGAACCCACCGAUGAGACCCUAACUAUAAGCAGCGACACUCUUGCCGGCGGUGAGAACGACCACCAUGAAAAGAAAGGAAUAAUGGAGAAGAUCAAGGAGAAGCUUCCCGGAAAACACCACCACCAAAACAAGUAG
Neltuma alba is the source of this 372-nucleotide messenger RNA. RefSeq names its product dehydrin Xero 1-like. Gene Ontology annotation, biological process: response to water. NCBI's taxonomy places the organism in Eukaryota, Viridiplantae, Streptophyta, Magnoliopsida, Fabales, Fabaceae. The coding region runs from base 1 to 372 and encodes 123 amino acids. The record is from RefSeq and is a predicted model, not a curated record. The transcript has a single exon.